CUGACGUGGGAGUUUCAGGUGCUGCCUCUUCGCCUACAGCACUGCCUGGCUGUGGACGCUACGCAUUUCUUCAGUAUUAGUUGUUUUUUUUUUUUAGUUACUUUGAAUUUGGGCUUAGUGUAUUUUAAUUAAGUCUCCGAGGGAAGAGAAUUAAACAUGUUUUGGACGGUCUUCGUCGCCGUUUUAAUGGCGACAGAGUCCACUCUGGCCAUCUCGGUCACAUGUCCUACCAAGAGGUACAUUAUUAUGCUCUUCCAACCUGUCACACUCACCUGUGAUUACACCACCAGUGCCACCCAGCCUCCUGUGAUAACAUGGAAAUACAAAUCUUACUGCCGAGACCCGAUCCAGGCAGCACUUAACCCGAGCAGCGCGGAAAACAUCUUGAGUCAGAACAACCCGAACUAUAACCCCAACAUCGAGUGUGCUGACUCUCAGAGAACAGUCCGCAUCGUGGCAUCCAAGCAGGGCGAUGCCAUUUCACUGGGCGAGGAAUACCAGGCUCGCAAGAUCAGCAUCUUAAACAAGGCAGACCUGAAUAUCGUUAAUGCUGCGUGGGGGGAGAGCGGUGUCUACUUCUGCUCCGUGGUCUCAUCCCAGGAUCUUAAAGGGAAUAAUGAAGACUACACUGAAGUACUUGUGCUUGAGAGAAAGUCUAAUACUACUGACCUCCUGCCUGGCAUUGACUUACUGGUUAUGGAAGACUGGCUCCUGGUUCUUCUGGUGGUUUUGGGCUUCAUUUUGCUCCUUGUUCUGUUUGGGAUCUGCUGGUGCCAGUGUUGCCCACACACCUGCUGCUGCUACGUCAGCUGUGUCUGCUGCCCAGAGCGCUGCUGCUGUCCACGAGCAUUGUACGAAGCAGGAAAAGCAGUUAAGAAAGGUGUGCCCAGUCAUUAUGCUCCCACCCUCUAUGCUCCUGGUAUGUAUGCUCAGCCUGUGUAUGGCGGCUCACAAGGUAACCAGUCCGUCAUCCCCCUGCUGCCCAUACCCAAUGGAGGUGGACUUCCCCAAAACGGUUACGGUCGUGACUACGAUGGUGCCAGCUCAGUGGGUCAGGGGUCCCAAGUGCCUUUGCUGCAGGACACUGGAGCAGACCCCACUCGUAGUGGUUAUCGUAUCCAGGUGGACCCAGAUGGAAAUGCAACCCGGGCCAUUUACUACAUGGAGAAGGAGCUGGCCUCAUUGGAUCCCUCUAGACCUGCCAACUACAGUCGCUUGGACAACAUGAGCACCGUCACCUCCCUGCAUGACAGCGUGGAACCUCGAGGUCGUGGGGGUCGCCCUCCCUUGGCCACAGUUUAUGACCAAGACGAAGCCAUGAGCACCAUCAGCAGCGUCUCCCAGCAAGGCCAGCGUCGUGAUGACUACCCACGCCAUGGUGGGGUUCCCAACGGGGAUCGUGUACGUGCCCGCUCCAUGGAUAACCUUGAUGACAUUGGACGGCGGUACAGACAUGAGUACCCCCCACAUAGAGGCCCAGAUGAGCCCAGAGGCAGGAGAGGGUCUGAUGACGAGUGGAGCAGCAGCACUCCCAGCGGCCAUGAUCGUCCCUAUGAUGACCGUAGACGUCGUGACUACUCCCCUGAUGAUCGCAGAGGAAGAGACAGAGAACCUCAGGGUGGCUUCGCAGGGGGCCGCAGCCAUAGUCGCGAUGAUCUCAUGGAGAUGGAGAGGGACCGUAGGCAUGCCGGUGGCACCAGGGGUGGCCGGGAAGAUUAUGACGACAGGUUCCUGCGAGAGGCCAUGGAGAGGAAACGGUUGGGCGAACAACAGAGAGCACGCAGCCUGGAGCGACUGGAUAGCGUGAGUGACCGCUCAGAAAGGGGAAGGGGUCCACGUGGGCCCCCGCCACUUCCACUGUGCCCGCCUUCUGGAUUUCAUGACCGCCGGGAUGAUUACCCACCACAUCAUCUGCCCCCAUACAGUGACAAUGAGAGCGUGUCAUCUUCAAAGAAAACUAACCUUCGCAAGAAUGGAGCUGUGAGUCGUGAGAGCCUGGUUGUGUAAACCAAUCAAGAUCUUGAAUACAGCUUUAACCUAUCAAAAAAAGAUGCAGUUGUUUUUUAGAAUUGUAUAUAUUACUCCCACUGCUAAUCUGAUAUCCGGAUUUUAUAUGUCUGACAAUUCAAAUUUUUGUUAGUUAUAAUUUCAAACUUUUUUAACAAGGAGGCACACCUCUGUGCUUUCUGUUAUGUAUAAAAAAUGUGGCUGCCACAAGUGCCUUAAUGUGUACAGAGUUGUAACUGUAGAUCCUUUUAACUAAGCUCUUUCUGAUGGUAUUUUUACAUCUUGACAAGUAGAAGUAAAAAUUAUCCAGUUUUAAUGCUUUGAAUUUGAACCUUUGACUAGUUUUAGUUAACUUGAAUGCAUUUGUCUAGAGUUAGUUAUGUGCUUUUAUGUACAUUUUAUUUUUUGUACUUUUGUUGUUUUUUGUUUUAUAAAAUGAUGUACAAUUUAGUCAUUAGCCUUGUCACUCUUUUGAGACAUUAACUGAACAAGGUUUUGUUUGUUGUUAAGACUUGCAGUUUUAAUCCACAGUAUGCUGUACAGCUGACCAGUUUUAUGCUUUGAUGAUGUAAAUCCUUAUUAUGUCAAAAAUGUAAUUUUACAAUAAAGGUAACUUUUUUUGCUAA
Messenger RNA from Girardinichthys multiradiatus, 2633 nucleotides. It is a transcript of the gene lsr, whose product is annotated as lipolysis stimulated lipoprotein receptor. Gene Ontology annotation, cellular component: tricellular tight junction; plasma membrane. Bases 157 to 2007 code for a protein of 616 amino acids. The record is from RefSeq and is a predicted model, not a curated record. The transcript is spliced from 11 exons. Lineage: Eukaryota; Metazoa; Chordata; Actinopteri; Cyprinodontiformes; Goodeidae. Gene Ontology annotation, biological process: tricellular tight junction assembly; establishment of blood-brain barrier.